Thunnus maccoyii (southern bluefin tuna) is the source of this 1222-nucleotide messenger RNA. Its product is annotated as polymeric immunoglobulin receptor-like. Bases 22 to 1026 code for a protein of 334 amino acids. Lineage: Eukaryota; Metazoa; Chordata; Actinopteri; Scombriformes; Scombridae. The record is from RefSeq and is a predicted model, not a curated record. The transcript is spliced from 8 exons.
GGAUGUCAUCUCUGCAUCAGAAUGAAGUUCAGAAUGAAUAACUUUCAUCUUCUGCUGCUCUGCUUCUUCUCAGGAGGACUCUGCAGCAUCUCCGUCUUCACUAAAACUGAAGGAGACGAUUUGUCUUUUGGAUGCUUCUUUAAUUCCUCUCAAAGCCCCAAGUUCUUCGUCAAGGAGCAUGCGAAGGAAAAGAUUAUCCUCGAGACCAGAGGCGUCAGAGCCCAGAAGGGCAAAUACAGCAUUAAUUAUGACACAGAAUUCAAUGUAUUUUAUGUGAAAAUCACACAGCUGGAUCAGUCCGACUCUGGACGGUACAGAUGUGGUUUAGGCAACGCUUCCUGUCCACAGUCAGAGCGAGAGUUUGAAGUCAGAGUUACAGACGCAAUGUGUGAUGGAAACACAACUCUCAGAGAUCCAGUGAUCAGUGUUUGUACUGGAACCGAAGGUGGAAGUAUCACAGUCAGAUGCUCUGCUCCUUUAGCUGGACUCUUCAACUUGUUCUUCUGUAGGGACGCGUGUAAAAAGCAGGACGUUCUUAUAGAAAGCAGUAAGUUCAGUGCUCAGAGAGGCAGAUACAGGAUUGACUACGAGAAGAACGGAGUGUUUUAUGUGACCAUUGCGGACCUGUCAAAGUCUGACUCAGGACUGUACAGCUGUGGCGUCAACGUGACUUCUGCACCGAAUCCCUGCCAGACGGUUAAGAUCAGCGUCAUAGACGCCGGCCAAUCAAUGACACACACUUCCCUCUCCGGUCCAGGAAGCUGUUCAUCUGCCCCAGCCAUCCAUUCCAUCGCCAUCCUACCCACAGGUGCAGCUCCAGCCUUUUCAAAGCGAGUCUCUGAGAAUUUGGAGCAGCAGCAGAGCGAGAAAACAGGUUACCUCCUUCCUCUGGUUCUAUGUCUGGCCGGGCUUGUUGUGCUGGUGGCUGUUUUACUGCUCCUCUACAGAAAGAUCAAAAGGAACUCCUCUGGAUUAAACAUCGCAGAGUCGUCCUACACUGAGAACAUUGAGUGUUCCACAUAUUGAGCUUUGCUCCGGCCUCCAGACCAGCGGACCAACAGGCAUCGAGUCUAUUCUGUAUCAUUUCUAUAUCAUCUUUUGCCAUUUGAUGCACACUUUAUAUGGAAAUGAUGAGUCAGACAGCGACAGAGAUUAACUAUUGAUCCUUUCUGAAUCCUUCUUUGUCUGCUUGCAUUGACUAAUAAAACAGAUUCUUACUGAG